Exophiala dermatitidis NIH/UT8656 is the source of this 2440-nucleotide messenger RNA. RefSeq lists its product as uncharacterized. The record is from RefSeq and is a predicted model, not a curated record. NCBI's taxonomy places the organism in Eukaryota, Fungi, Ascomycota, Eurotiomycetes, Chaetothyriales, Herpotrichiellaceae. Bases 209 to 2032 code for a protein of 607 amino acids. The transcript has 2 exons.
AUUGGAUGGAAGCAAGAAAGCCGCCACGGAGAAACGAUGCUCCACCCCGGACGUGAUGUCGUAGUACCACAGAUGUAUCGGGCAGUUUGCGGCGACAUCGAUUGUGGUAGACACGAACGCUUUCCUUUCCAGUUGCCUCUCCUCUGUCUUCGCUUCGUUUUCUUGAUUCCUGUAUAUUAGUGUAAUAAGUUAUGUUUCGACCUUCACGAUGAGCGCCCCUGGUACGCAGAUGUGGACCUGCUCCCGUUGUCUUCGAGCCCAGCGCCUGCGGGGUGCUUCGCCUUUCUAUUCCUCGCGGUCCAUAGACAUCAGCCGGUCAUUCAGUGUCGCCACACAUCUGUGGGAAGAGCAGAAGCCAUCAAAUCAUAAGCCCAAUGAUGCGGAUAAGGCUACGUCAAAUGGACAAGAAGAAGGAGCCAUGUCUCGCAGGCUGGCCGAAAUGGCCGAGGAGACGAUCGAUACCGGCAGGAGAAGCGAUCGGAGAUUAAUCCAGGAGGCGGGAUUCUCAGACGAUCUCAAGAAACAACUGGAAGAGAGGAUUGCGCAGACAGAAUUCGCUGCCCAGAACCAGCGGGCUGCGAGCGUGGUCAAUAUGCCGACUGCGGCUGGAAAAGGCACUCAAGAUGUCGCCGGUGCGCAACCAUGGACAGGCUCCGAAUCUCUCCACGACUCAGCUCUGCGAAUGCUGGAUGACAGCCACAAGAGACUGCGGACGCCAUUCCGGACACCUGCAAUUCCGCAGAAAGUGAACCUGCGCCCGGCACCGAAGAAGAGCGUGUCUGCGGCGGACCGCCUUGCCAACGCGCGAGACAAGACGUCAAUCUAUGCCAUCGCCCAACAGCAUGACAUGUCGCAGGACGAGCGGGACAAGUGGCGGAAAGAACUCAAGGACCGCUUUUCCCCAGGGGCGCGUCCCAUGCCCACUACACUGCAGGGCCUUUCAAGCCUCGCGAACGAGCGGAUCGAGGAUGCAAUUGCAAGAGGGCAGUUUAAGAACAUCCCUCGAGGAAAGGGCAAGAAUGUGGAGAGAGACUAUAAUGCCAACAGUCCGUUUUUGGACACUACCGAAUACUUCAUGAACAAGAUUAUUCAAAAGCAGGAGAUUGUACCGCCUUGGAUCGAGAAGCAGCAGGAACUGGUCAAGGCUGUGGCGAGUUUUCGGGGGAGAUUGCGCAACGACUGGCGUCGCCAUGCUGCCCGGAUGAUUUCCAGUACGGGCGGCAGUGUGGAGGACCAGAUACGAAGAGCCAAAGGAUAUGCGUUGGCUGAAGAGCGAGUCAACCCGCGAGUACAAAAGGUGGAAAGCUUGAGUGCCAUUUCCAGCGACGGCAAUCUGACAAACAUCACUGUCGAAGAGCGGAUCGCUGCCGGUGAGCGCGCUGAGCCGGAGGAAGCAGUCGAGAUCAGAGUGACGGAGGAGAGCGCACAGCAAAGUGAAACUGGUGCUUCCAAAACCACAGCUACUAGUACGGCACAACAGGAUACUACGCAUACAGCCACACCUCUCGACACCGAGGUCGAUACACCUACACCGCCCCCGAUAGAGUCGACAUCUUCGACGACCAACUCAGCUCCACAACAACCACAACCAAGACUACGACCCUCCGUCCUCCCCAUGCCCUACCCAUUCCGGGAUCCGAUAUGGGAAAAAGCCGAACUCGCAUACCACAGCCUUGCAGUGAAAGAACUCAACGACCUCACCCGCUCCUACAACCUGAUGGCGCCCAAGAUCGCCCAGAAACCAUACUAUAACCUCCAGCGCGAACUGAAUCGGUGUUUCGCCGACGUGGCCCCGACGCUGGCCGAUGCAAUUCUCGAGCGGAGCCGUAAACCCGCGGUUAAGAUCGCAGUCAUGGGGCACCGCGAAGGUGGCGUCCUGGAGCGGUUUGGCGAGGGCAUCGGCGCCGAGAAAUACAGAGGCCACGAAGGCCGGAUCAGGGAUGAGGUCGAGGGCAAGGGAUAUGGCUUCCGUGAGUUCUGGCGAGAUUUGUUUGGUGGCCCCAAGAGGCAGAGGGAAAGAGGUGCGGCGUGAACAGGGUGGAAGAAGGUUACCCCCGAGAAAAGAAGUGUAACACCAUGAUAUAUAACAACAAUUGGAACUGAAUAGCUCGCUCGAACUCCGCAAUUCAACCGGGUACUAUACUUGUAAUUUGGAGUGCAUACACUGCACAUUCAGAGCUACAGUAGGAAGAGGAGACGAGACGAGAUUGUCAAGUUUUACUACUAAAAGUACCAUCCAGCCCAGUCCGGUCAGAUUCACAUAUGUGAAUUACAUAUACCCAAGUUACUAGUACUGCAUGCAUAAGAUACAGUAGUGGCCACGCGGCAUCAUCAAAGGAAGGGAAGAGAAGUACAGGACAGUCAGUCGAUCAAUCUUGGAAGCCGGAGCCUUUCAUUGCAGCUAUCAUGAUGUACCUAUACUACUGUACCUAGAUGCAAC